UGGCCUGCCUCAGAGCUUUCAAGUGAGUCAGCCACAGGUGAAAUCCCACGGCUGUCUAUGGGCAGACUUGCCUCUUCCUGGGCCUCUGUUUUCACAUGUGUGCAAUGGGAACAGUUAUUUAUGGUGGCUGCUGAAUGAGCAAACCCAGGGAAGUUGUUCAAACAGAGGCUGCUAUGACUGUUGUUACAGUGACUGCUGUAGCAGUCACCCUGAGUGAGAAAAAGAGGUUCAAGAGGGUCAGGGGAGGAGUCCUGGGAAGUUCCCCAGUCACCCUGAAAAACUGGUUCAACCUGUGUCUGUGCUCCCAUCCCAGGGAGUAUAGGUGGAGCCUCCAGAGGCUGUGAACAGGGUAUGCUAGGGCUGGGCCAGCCUCAGCGGGGUCUCUAAGGCACCCCUGGGAUCCCCGCUGAGCUUGCCUACUUCAGACAGCCAGGGCCCAGCCCUCUGGCCCUUGGCAUAUCCACAGGACGCCAAGAUGGAGAUUUCCAUGGGGAUCCAGGGCUGCUUCUCAAAGAGCCUCCUGCUCUCAGCCUCAAUCCUGGUCCUCUGGAUGCUCCAAAGCUCCCAGGCAGCCCUCCACAUCCAGAAGAUUCCAGAGCAGCCUCAGAAGAACCGGGACCUUCUCUUGUCCGUCCAGGGUGUCCCAGACACCUUCCAGGACAUCAACUGGUACCUGGGGGAGGAGACCUAUGGAGGCACGAGACUAUUUACCUACAUCCCCGGGAUACAACGGCCCCAAAGGGAUGGCAGUGCCAUGGGACAGCGAGACAUUGUGGGCUUCCCCAAUGGUUCCAUGCUGCUGCGCCGCGCCCAGCCUACAGACAGCGGCACCUACCAAGUAGCCAUCACCAUCAACUCUGACUGGACUAUGAAGGCAAAGACUGAGGUCCAAGUAGCUGAAAGGAAUAAAGAGCUGCCCAGUACACACCUGCCCACCAAUGCUGGGAUCCUGGCGGCCACCAUCAUUGGAUCUCUUACUGCUGGGGCCCUUCUCAUCAGCUGCAUUGCCUAUCUUCUGGUGACAAGGAACUGGAGGGGCCAGAGCCACAGGGUAUCUGCUCCAGGAGGCCAGGGGCCUCUGUCAGUCUUCUGCCCAGCUGUGUCCCCAGUACCUUCAGUGACACCCAGCACAUGGAUGGCAACCACAAAGAAGCCAGAAUUGGGCCCUGGUCAUGAUGCUGAUGACAACAUCUAUGAAGUGAUGCCCUCUCCGAUCCUCCUGGUGUCCCCCAUCAGUGACUCGGGGUCCACGAACCCAGCCCUGCCCCUGCCUGUCCCUCCACCCCUGGAGGCAGGGCCGGAGAACCACCAAUACCAGGACCUGCUAAACCCCGACCCUGCCCCCUAUUGCCAGCUGGUGCCAACCUCCUGACGGGUCCUGGGCCAGGCCAGCUGGGGAGAAGACAAGGCCCCAGCCUCCUCUGCGAGCCUCACGCCUGA
Messenger RNA from Saimiri boliviensis boliviensis (Bolivian squirrel monkey), 1440 nucleotides. It is a transcript of the gene CEACAM19, whose product is annotated as CEA cell adhesion molecule 19. The record is from RefSeq and is a predicted model, not a curated record. Lineage: Eukaryota; Metazoa; Chordata; Mammalia; Primates; Cebidae.